Dreissena polymorpha is the source of this 840-nucleotide messenger RNA. Its product is annotated as homeobox protein HMX3-A-like. Gene Ontology annotation, biological process: regulation of transcription by RNA polymerase II. Gene Ontology annotation, cellular component: nucleus. The coding region runs from base 1 to 840 and encodes 279 amino acids. Gene Ontology annotation, molecular function: DNA-binding transcription factor activity, RNA polymerase II-specific; RNA polymerase II transcription regulatory region sequence-specific DNA binding. The record is from RefSeq and is a predicted model, not a curated record. The transcript has 2 exons. Lineage: Eukaryota; Metazoa; Mollusca; Bivalvia; Myida; Dreissenidae.
AUGAUUGAGAUCGCUGACGAUGUUGUCAAGGAAGUUGAGCGGAUUCCUCUGAGUUUUUCGAUCAGCAGGAUUCUUAGCAACACAGACGAACAGGAAUCACGUGGGUCAUCAGAGGACGUGACUGAGUCCGUUCACAGACUUCCCAAGCAACACGGCGCGAAGAUUCAAUACUAUACCCCACUCACCGAAACUGGGGCGGACUGUCAUUUUGUCGAUACCUAUCGUCCCAGUCCGUACACCGUGCCUACGCGUAGUUAUGUGGGACUCCAGAUUGACAGCGCUCAACAGGACCCGGUUCAAACAUCUGCAUUCUAUGCGGUUCCAAACUAUCGUAACGUCGACGGCAACGACGAGUAUGAUUCUAACAGAAGUACUCCGGAGACGGAAAGCAAUUUUUGCACCAAGGGUCAUAGCGAUAAAAGUUUGGAUUCUCUCGGCGAGAGCUACCAUCAGUCCCCGAGUCCGUUCAAGUCUAAAAAGAAGAAGAAGUUAAGAACGGUGUUCUCCAGAAGUCAAAUAUACCAACUCGAGGCUGCUUUCGACAUGAAGCGAUAUCUAACCAAUGCGGAGAGAGCCGGACUUGCAGUCAGCCUGAAAUUAUCAGAAACCCAGAUAAAAAUCUGGUUCCAGAACAGAAGAAAUAAAUGGAAGCGACAGAUUAACGGAGAGAUGGACGAGAUUCCUAUCCACUCUGCUUUCGCUUCCAGAUUCCUGCAGAAUGGUUUAUAUCACAUGAAUGGUGCGCGCGCAGAUCUCGUCUACACUGGACCAUCACUUCCGGCGCAUGUCAGUACGCCUCCUUACAAACGAGAGAGUCUUCUGUUUCCCUACCAAACAUAA